AUGGCGCUCACUCUAGUGCCAAGUAGAAUUCUUGAGCUCCUGCUUCACUUGCAAGAAGAAGCUGCAUUAUGCAGUGCCGAGUGCCGGGACCAAGAGAUCAUGAUCGAAGAGGAAGCAAAGAACAAGAUCGCCAUCAGAUGCUCGUCCUACUCAUCCCUGCCCGCCGGUGGAUGGAACAGACAACAGCGGAGGACAUGGACAUGGCUCGUCCUGAACAACGUCGAGAGUCAUAUGUGGCUUACUGGAAGCGGCAACAUUAGUGGCAUUCCGGUCCAAUGCAGCUGUUCAAGCUUUGCAUAUCUGACAUCAUCGAGCCCAAGUGGAUAUGAUGGAAGAAGGUACCGGAAAUGUUCUUGUUGUUGUAAGCUAUUUGCAUGAAGCGCUAAAAUGCAAAAGAGAUUGCUUGGAGCAGACAUAGAG
Messenger RNA from Triticum dicoccoides, 420 nucleotides. RefSeq lists its product as uncharacterized. NCBI's taxonomy places the organism in Eukaryota, Viridiplantae, Streptophyta, Magnoliopsida, Poales, Poaceae. Bases 1 to 378 code for a protein of 125 amino acids. The record is from RefSeq and is a predicted model, not a curated record. The transcript has 4 exons.